Messenger RNA from Zootermopsis nevadensis, 4029 nucleotides. The record is from RefSeq and is a predicted model, not a curated record. Lineage: Eukaryota; Metazoa; Arthropoda; Insecta; Blattodea; Termopsidae.
AAUCAGGAGUUGGGGUGACGAUUGUUAGUAGUCGCUGGGAAGUGAAGUUAUACGCACAAGGUCCAGCAAGUCACAAGAGCAGUCUGUUCAAGGUUUGGGGUACUUGAUUUGUGGUAUUUUUCUUGACAAAGGGGGUGCUCUGCUGCGUCAUGGAAGCUUCUACCCUGGAUUCCUGGUGGGCCAUUUCCACGAUUCUGCUGAGUGGAUUAGGUCUGCUGUACCUACGCCGGUAUUUCACAAACAAUCACGACUACUGGAAGAAGAGAUGUGUUCCUUACGCGAAACCCGUACCACUAUUCGGGAAUCUCUUAGAUACAGUGCUGGCCAAAAAGUCAUUAGGCGAAAACUUUCAAGACAUCUACUGGAAGCUGGAUGGAUACAAGUACGGUGGCGCUUUCAAAUUUGGUCAACCGAUGUUGAUGGUUCGAGACCCUGAGCUCGUCAAGAAUGUGCUCGUCAAAGAUUUCAUGAGUUUUCAUGACAACAACGUCAAAAUAAGCGUCGACAGAGACCCGAUGUUUGGCCGCAAUCCUUUCGUUCUGCGAGGCGAGAAGUGGAAGGCGACAAGAUCGAAACUGGUUCCUGCUUUCACAGUGGCGAAGCUGAAACCACUGUUUCCUCUGGUCGAAGAGGUGUGUCAGGAGCUGAAGGAGUACAUCGACGACAACAGACACACAGGUGAAUUUGAAACCAAGGAACUGUGCGCCAGGUUCAUGACAAAUGUUGUGGCCACUUGUGCCUUCGGAGUCAAUGGAAACGCCAUUAAGAAUCCUGAAAGCGAAUUCCGACGUAUGGGUCGUAAUAUGAUAGAACCGAAUUAUUGGAAGAAUGUGAAGAUUACGAUAAUAUUACUAGUACCGUGGAUUGCUGAUUUAUUCAAUUUGAGGUUUAUCACGAGGACUGUAGAGGACUUCUUCCGGCGCCUGGUAAAGGAAGUGGUUAUGUACCGAGAACAAAACAAGGUGACUCGUGCCGACUACCUCCAGUAUCUGAUCAACCUCAAGAACAAGGAACUUGAUGGCGACUCAAUCAACGAUCACGACUUCACGCCACAGAAGACAAUUUUUACAGACGAGGACGUUGCAGCACAAGCGAUUACAUUUUUCGGAGAUGGGUUCGAAACGUCAUCAGCGGCUCUGAGCUUCUCAUUGUACUGUCUGGCGAUCAAUCCUGACGUACAGAAGAGAGUUCGAGACGAAGUUGAGUCUGUGAUGAAGAGACAUGGAGGCAAACUAACUUUCGACGGUAUCCAAGACAUGACGUACCUCGAUAUGGCUUUAGCAGAGGCUCUGCGUAUGUACCCACCUGCCAUGUUCAUGAUACGCGAGUGUACCAAGCCAUUCAAACUAGAAACACCUUCAGGUGGUUCAUACGAGAUUGAAGUAGGGACUCCAGUGAUUAUCCCGGUGUAUGCACUUCACUACGACCCUCAACACUUCCCUAAUCCAAAGAUCUUCAACCCAGAUCGUUUCAGUUACGAGAACAAGAAAAGCCGACACAGAUACAUCUAUCUGCCAUUUGGUGAGGGUCCGAGGAUCUGUUUACGUGUCAGGUUCGCACUAAUGCAGGUGAAAGCAGGAAUUGCUGCUCUAAUAUCGAACUUCGAGAUUCGGCCGACAAAACGUACGCCAGUACCACUUACCCCCAAUCCGAACUACAUACUCCUUGCUGCCAAGGGCGGACUUUGGCUUCAGUUCGUGAAGCUCGAGAAUGAUUAUCCUAUGGCCGACAUGCAUAGAGUGAAGCCAUCUCGGUCGAUUGCCAAGCACUGUAGUUGGAAGAACAGGGCAGUGUCAGCAGGCCGAACGCCUAUACAACAUAAUAAGAAAUCGCGUGGUCAGUCAACGAGAGAGAGGAAUCUCAAGUUCCCUGCAACGCAGUCAACUAACGAGAUGGACGUCCCCUUCCUGGGUUGCUGGUGGGCCACUGCCGCACUUCUGCUGGGCGGUGUGCUGUAUGUGUAUUUGAAGCGCACACACAACUACUGGCGGAAAAGAGGUGUUCCUUACGUGAAACCUCUACUUCUGUUUGGGAACCUCAAAGAUGCAAUGCUGGGCCAGAAGAAUCUCGGCGAAGUCUACCAGGACCUUUACUGGAAGCUGGAUGGCUACAGAUAUGGAGGUGUGUUUAAGUUCAGACAGCCGUCGCUGCUGGUCCGAGACCCGGAACUCAUCAAGACGAUACUCGUCAAGGAAUUCAACAGUUUCCAUGACAACGAUAUUGAAUCGGACCCUGAAGUGGACCCAUUAUUUGGACGCAACCCUUUUGUGUUGACUGGUGAGAGGUGGAAGAAAACACGGUCACAGUUAACACCAGCACUCAGUUUGGGAAAGAUAAAGCCUUAUUUUCCUCUCAUCGCAGAGGUUUGCGUGGAACUAACACACUGCAUUGAGAACUCAGGUGCUUCUGGGACAGAGUUUGAAUUGAAGGAACUAUGCACCCGGUACACAACCGACGUUGUGGCUACUUGUGCGUUCGGUAUCCGUGGAGAGGGACUGCAAGACCCCGAUUGUGAACUCCGUCAGAUAGGCCGAGAAACCUUCGAACCAUCUUUUUGGAAAAACAUGAAAGUAUUAAUCGUCAUGCUGCUUCCACGUGUUGCUAAAUUUUUGAAAAUUAGGGUAGUAACUCAGAAGAUGUACAAGUUUCUCCAGCGUAUUGUCAAUGAAGUGAUGGAGUACCGUGAGAAAAACAACGUGAUUCGGGCAGACUUUCUGCAGCAUCUCAUUACCCUCUACAAGAAGGGAGGAGGAACUGCUGACGGUUUCACUGAAGAAGAUAUUGCUGCACAAGCAAGUACUUUCUUUUUCGAUGGUUACGAAACGUCGUCUAUUGCUAUGGCCUUUGGGCUGUACUGCCUUGCUGUUAACCCUGACGUACAGACGAAGAUACGGGAAGAAGUGGACUCUAUUCUGCAGAAACAUGGCGGCGAACUCACUUUCGACGGCAUUCAAGAAAUGACGUACCUCGACAUGGCCUUGUCCGAAGCUCUUCGGAUGUACCCACCCGCCACGACUCUAAUGAAAGUGUGCACGAAGCCAUUUGAGCUGGAAACGCCAUCAGGAGGAACGUAUGAAGUGGAAGUGGGUACGCCAGUGGCAAUCCCGUUGUAUGCCAUCCACAAUGAUCCCCAGCACUACCCUGACCCGAAGCGCUUCGACCCGGAGCGUUUCAGCGAAGAAAACAAGAACACCCGCCAUCGAUACUCAUAUUUGCCUUUCGGCGAUGGUCCCAGGAUGUGUCUAGGUUUCCGGUUUGCUCUCCUGCAGAUAAAAGCUGGUAUCGCCACAGUCAUUUUUAAUUUCAGAAUCUCUCCUAACAAGCGAACUCCAGUUUCUGUAAUACCAGAUCCGAAUUACUUUAUGCUCGCUGCUAAGGGCGGUCUAUGGUUGGAUAUUAAGAAGCGAACUGAUAAGUGAACGCCUUGAAAGAAUACACAAGACUAAUAUCACUAAUGAACUGGCUUUUGAAAGAGAAUAUAGUAUCUAACACGCAAUAUAAAAUCUUCUAUACCAAAGGCAAAUAAAAAAUGAUAAAAAUCUUGCUUUCACAUCACCCAUUAUGCUUGUUAUUUACAUUCAUCAUUAUCCCGAUUUUGAUGCUUUGUUAGUAAAACUUCAACUGUUUUUAAAGCGAUUAAAAACGUAUUUGCAUUAAAAAAUGGUGUCAUAACAAAGCUGAACGUAUCGUAAAAAAAUCACUUUCGGAACUAGAAUUUUUGUUAGUAUGUAGAAAUCUUGAUCAAAAGUGCAAACAGUGAUUUUUUUGUGUAAGCAAAGUAUUUCACACCUUUUUAAUUUCUUUAUUCUCGACUUAAAAGUCACAAAGUUCUAAAAAAAAUGUAUAUUCAUAACGAGACUGGAAAAAGCAGCUCACUCCCAGUCUAUCGGAUCCCACACAGUAGGUGUCGCCUUCUACAUGUGAUGACGAAGGUAAAUCAUCUAUCGAAACUUCGUAAUUUUAUGAGACAUUUUAAAAAAAAUUCAACAGACGAUGUAUAAAGCACAAAAUAUAGAAAUCACCAAAGAC